Molecule: messenger RNA, 1897 nt
Organism: Lycium ferocissimum
Lineage: Eukaryota; Viridiplantae; Streptophyta; Magnoliopsida; Solanales; Solanaceae
Product: alkaline/neutral invertase CINV2
Exons: 4
Coding region: 35-1693 (552 amino acids)
Biological process (GO): sucrose catabolic process
Molecular function (GO): sucrose alpha-glucosidase activity; endo-alpha-N-acetylgalactosaminidase activity
Source: RefSeq, a predicted model, not a curated record
AGUACUUGUGUGAGUUGAAGGGUAAAGAGGGAGCAUGGAAGGUACUGGACUGAGAAAUGUUGGGUCCAACUGUUCCAUCUCUGAUAUGGAUGACUUUGAUCUCUCGAAGCUUCUCGACAAGCCAAGGCUUAACAUAGAGAGGCAGAGAUCUUUUGAUGAGAGGUCACUCAGUGAGUUAUCCAUAGGCCUAACCAGAGGUUUAGAUAAUUAUGAGAGCGCUUACUCGCCAGGCAGGUCUGCGUUGGACACCCCAGCUUCAUCCGCACGUAACUCUUUUGAGCCCCAUCCAAUGGUUGCUGAAGCCUGGGAUGCUCUCCGCCGUUCGCUGGUUCACUUCCGAGGCCAACCAGUUGGUACAAUUGCUGCAGUUGACCAUGCCUCUGAGGAAGUCCUCAAUUAUGAUCAGGUUUUUGUUAGAGAUUUUGUUCCUAGUGCUCUGGCGUUCCUGAUGAAUGGAGAGCCGGAUAUAGUUAAGAAUUUCCUGUUGAAGACACUUCGGCUUCAAGGGUGGGAGAAAAGAGUAGAUAGAUUCAAGCUGGGGGAGGGGGUUAUGCCCGCUAGUUUCAAGGUUCUUCAUGAUCCAGUUCGUAACACAGAUACAAUCAUGGCAGAUUUUGGUGAGAGUGCAAUCGGAAGAGUAGCUCCAGUUGAUUCUGGAUUUUGGUGGAUAAUUCUUCUCCGUGCAUACACUAAAUCUACCGGAGACAUCAGUCUUGCUGAAACUCCUGAGUGCCAAAGGGGAAUGAUGCUUAUAUUGAGCUUAUGUUUGUCUGAAGGAUUUGAUACGUUUCCUACUUUGCUCUGUGCUGAUGGAUGCUCAAUGAUUGAUAGAAGAAUGGGAAUCUAUGGUUAUCCUAUUGAGAUCCAAGCACUCUUCUUUAUGGCAUUGAGAAGUGCUUUGGCAAUGUUGAAGAACGACAGCGAAGGGGAAGAAUUUAUUGAGAGAAUAGUGAAGCGUCUACAUGCCUUGAGUUAUCACAUGAGAAGUUAUUUCUGGCUUGAUUUCCAACAAUUGAACGACAUAUACCGCUAUAAAACUGAAGAGUAUUCUCAUACUGCAGUAAAUAAGUUCAACGUUAUCCCUGAUUCAAUCCCAGAUUGGGUAUUUGAAUUUAUGCCUACGCGUGGUGGUUACUUUAUUGGGAAUGUUAGUCCUGCAAGGAUGGACUUCAGAUGGUUUGCUUUAGGAAACUGUAUUGCCAUCUUGUCCUCCCUUGCUACUCCAGAGCAAGCUUCGGCUAUUAUGGAUCUCAUAGAAGCACGCUGGGACGAGCUAGUAGGAGAGAUGCCCUUAAAAAUAUCUUAUCCAGCACUAGAAAAUCAUGAAUGGCGACUUAUAACUGGUUAUGAUCCCAAGAAUACCAGGUGGAGCUACCAUAAUGGUGGAUCUUGGCCAGUGCUUUUGUGGUUGCUAACGGCAGCCUGCAUUAAGACGGGACGACCACAAAUUGCAAGACGAGCAAUAGAUCUUGCUGAGAGCCGCUUAUCUAAGGAUGUUUGGCCUGAAUAUUAUGAUGGUAAAGUAGGAAGAUAUAUUGGUAAACAAGCGAGGAAGUAUCAGACAUGGUCAAUCGCGGGAUAUCUUGUAGCAAAGAUGCUGCUGGAGGAUCCUUCACAUUUGGGAAUGAUUGCCUUGGAAGAGGACAGGCAAAUGAAGCCCGUAAUCAAACGAUCAGCUUCUUGGACGUGCUGAAGUGCUUUGAGGAAAGAGAUGUAAGUACAAGUGGAUAGAGAAAACCACAAGGUGAGAGGAGUAGUCUGUUGUUUUAUUACAAGAACACUAUUCUUUUUGCUAUUCCCGUCCUUGUAAAAUUGCUCAUAAGUUUUGUUGUGUACACUUGCAUCCAGCGAGACCAAUGUCUCGUUUCUCAGUAUAAAAGACCUCGUUUGAUGGUUC